AACCACGCGUGACACAUUGCCAAUAAUGCAGGCUAAACAUGCAAUCAAUAGUGAAGCCCACGAUGGAGGAGUGAUGCGCGCCUGGAUCUAACCUAAGUGGCUGCUGAAGACUUUAUACAGAAGGAGCAACAACAGACAGAACACAUACACACCGCAAGCAGCUGCACUGCAUCAUCUGCCACUUAUCUCUCUCCCUCCCUCCUCUCACCCUCUCUUCUCUCUCUCUCUCUUUUCGCUCAGAUCCAUUUUAAGCUGAGGAUCUCUGGUACAGCCGCAGCACCUCCACUACAUUCCUAUGGGACAGUUACAAUGACCACAUCCCCAGAUCUCCUGCUGCCGGUGGAGGCCAAGAUUCUACUAAGCACAUGGAAUCAGUCCAGGCACACGUCUGGAACUCUGUACCCAUUCAACAUAAUGGGCAUCCAUAAAAACACUAACAGCACCAGUGCCCCCAUGGAAACUGAAAGGGAUGUGAGCAUGAUAGUAAUUCAGUUCAUUUAUGCCAUCGUGUGCCUCAUUGGGCUCAUUGGGAACUCCAUGGUGAUUUUUGUCAUUUUAAGAUAUGCCAAAAUGAAAACGGCCACCAACAUUUACAUCUUGAACUUGGCUAUUGCAGACGAACUCUUCAUGCUGAGCGUCCCUUUCCUUGCUGCCUCUGCAGCCCUGCAGCACUGGCCAUUUGGCUCAGGGAUGUGCCGCACAGUCCUCAGUGUGGACGGCAUCAACAUGUUCACCAGCGUGUUUUGCCUGACAGUGCUAAGCGUGGACAGGUACGUGGCAGUGGUCCAUCCUCUACGGGCGGCCAGAUACAGGAGACCCACUGUGGCCAAGAUGAUCAACAUUUGCGUUUGGAUUGUGUCCAUUCUGGUCAUUUCCCCGAUCUUGAUCUUUGCAGACACUGAGUCCUCUAAGAAUGGAGUGGUGGUGUGUAAUCUGAUGUGGCCCCAGCCCACAUGGUCUGCUGUUUUUGUCAUUUACACCUUUCUCUUGGGCUUUUUCCUCCCCGUGGUAGCCAUAUGUCUCUGUUACAUCCUCAUCAUUGUAAAAAUGAGAGCAGUAGCCUUGAAGGCAGGCUGGCAACAGAGGAAGAAAUCGGAGAAGAAGAUUACACGCAUGGUUCUGAUGGUUGUCACAGUAUUUGUAAUUUGUUGGAUGCCCUUCUACAUAGUACAGCUCCUUAACCUUUUCCUACCCCACAUGGAUGCCACCAUCAACCAUGUCUCCAUCAUUUUAAGUUAUGCCAACAGUUGUGCCAACCCCAUCCUCUAUGCCUUCUUCUCGGAUAACUUUAAGAGGUCCUUCCAGAGGAUCGUGUGUUUUCGUUGGCUAGAAAAUGGCACAGAUGAACCUGUGGAUUAUUAUGCUACAGCCCUGAAGAGUAGAGUGUGCAACAACAACCCGUUGGACUUUCAACAAGAACCCCUGAGAUCUGACCCUUGCUACAACUUCAAGAAUGGGACCAUCACAAGGACUACCACUCUAUAACAGACCAGAAAAUGCCUUGUAAACGACUUGCUGCUACCCCAUGCCACUAUUCUACCAGAGGUUUUCAUGUGUGUGGACAUGUUUUCAUGUGUGUGGACAUGUUCUCAUGCUAGUGUUCCCUUUGUAUAAGUGGUGGAAAGGAGUGUGCUUAAUAAACCGAGAAGACAAAUAUAAAA
This is a messenger RNA of Spea bombifrons (plains spadefoot toad), 1661 nucleotides long. Its product is annotated as somatostatin receptor type 4-like. Gene Ontology annotation, cellular component: membrane; neuron projection. The transcript has a single exon. The coding region runs from base 310 to 1485 and encodes 391 amino acids. Lineage: Eukaryota; Metazoa; Chordata; Amphibia; Anura; Pelobatidae. Gene Ontology annotation, biological process: neuropeptide signaling pathway; cellular response to glucocorticoid stimulus. Gene Ontology annotation, molecular function: somatostatin receptor activity; neuropeptide binding. The record is from RefSeq and is a predicted model, not a curated record.